Molecule: messenger RNA, 1221 nt
Organism: Chenopodium quinoa (quinoa)
Lineage: Eukaryota; Viridiplantae; Streptophyta; Magnoliopsida; Caryophyllales; Amaranthaceae
Product: gamma-secretase subunit APH1-like
Exons: 6
Coding region: 95-847 (250 amino acids)
Biological process (GO): positive regulation of catalytic activity; protein processing
Cellular component (GO): membrane; gamma-secretase complex; endoplasmic reticulum
Molecular function (GO): protein-macromolecule adaptor activity
Source: RefSeq, a predicted model, not a curated record
AUUUUUUCCAUUUUCUCCACAAGGCAGCAACUUGUUCAUCUGAUUGAAUUCAGAAAUAGAGAGAGAAAGUGAAAGAGAGAGGAGGUAGAAAGAGAUGACUGUAGCAGCAGGUAUUGGGUAUGCAUUAAUAGCAUUAGGCCCUUCUCUAUCACUCUUUAUUUCUGUCAUCGCCAAAAAACCUUUCUUGAUCCUCACCGUUCUCUCCAGCACACUACUAUGGCUGGUGAGUUUGAUUAUGCUUUCAGGGCUUUGGAGGGGUUUUUUGCCUUUCAAGUCAACAGCAUGGUGGCCGUAUGCAAUUCUUGUCUUUACAUCUGUUUGCUUUCAGGAAGGACUUCGUAUUCUUCUAUGGAAAGCUUACCUGAGGUUGGAGGACAUGUUGGAUGCAUUUGCUGAUAGGCUUUCGAAACCUCGCCUGUUUCUGACUGAUAAGAUGCAAAUUGCUUUAGCUGGUGGCUUAGGUCAUGGUGUGGCUCAUGCUGUUUUUUUCUGCCUUAGCCUCUUGACACCUUCAUUUGGACCUGCAACUUACUAUGCUGACAGAUGCACAUGGAUGCCUUUCUUUCUUAUUUCGGCUAUUAUUGCUCUUGCAUUUGUUACCAUUCAUACAUUCUCAAUGGUGAUUGCCUUCAACGGAUAUGCUGAAUCGAAGAGAGUUGAUCAGUAUUUUGUUCCUAUAGUUCAUCUGAUUGCCGGAAUGCUGACACUCAUUAAUUUUGCUCCUGGUGGGUGCAUCAUUUCCAUUCCUUUGCUGUAUUUUAUGGCUGCGUUGACACUGAUUCAUUGUGGGAAGAUGGCGUGGAGAAGAUUAGUUGAUGAACAGCGUAGAGGGAUUACUUUGCAGUAGUCGGUCAUCUUUCUUACAAACUCAGUUACUUUGCCAGUCCCACAAUACUUCCUUAAUUAACCCAUACUCUUCAAGUACGCUAUAGAAUCUUCCUCCAACAAAUUUGCGAAUCUAUAUCGUUUAGAUUUUUCUCUUUUGAGCAAUCCAAUAUCCAAUUAUAGUCGAGAUAAAUGGUCAGAUUCAUUGAGGUUCAGACAAAAGGCUGAACGAGUGCAGUCUUUUAAAAAAAUUUACUGUAGGAUAUAUGCUUUAACAAUUACUGUUGACUUGUAAAUUUCAUAUUUAGCCUAAUUCAUAUGCUGCUUACUAUUACCUUGUAAAAUACGUAGUAUAUCAUUGUAACCUCAAUCAUUCAACAUGCUCUUUUAUUUCCC